Molecule: messenger RNA, 10246 nt
Organism: Procambarus clarkii (red swamp crayfish)
Lineage: Eukaryota; Metazoa; Arthropoda; Malacostraca; Decapoda; Cambaridae
Product: Nicotinamide amidase
Molecular function (GO): calcium ion binding
Source: RefSeq, a predicted model, not a curated record
CACACACCUCCAGUUCACACCCACACUCGGCACACACUGCAAGUGUGAAAAAGGUUUUUAAGAACACUAUUUAAAGAGGAAUAGACCCAGAGAUUAGAGGGGUCACUGCAGCACGUGAGGUGUCACACAAUCUCCCGAAGCGACAAAGUUCAACCCUCGAAAGCAUAACAAGAGGAAAUAUUGGUGUGGAGGAGGGCGCGUGCGCGGGGCUGAGCAUGGCGGAGCAGGUCUCUAGGCAACGGGGGACGCCAGUAGCACCAGGCCUCCUGUCACACCAUGACGCCACGCCUCCACGCCCUCCUCUGACCACACACCCAGCCCACCCACCCACGCCCACCACGCCCACCCUCCUCCUCCAGCCCAACCACCCACCCACCACGGAGCGCCAAACUCAAGAGACGGUGUGUGAGGCAGGAGACCAAGACUUACCCUCCUGGGCAGACAUGGACGCCUGCUUCAAGGCCUUCGAUAAGGACGAGGACGGCUUCCUCAGCCAGAACGAGUUCUCAGCGCUGUGUCGAGCGCUCUUCAGGAACGAGAGAGGCAAGCCCUACCCGGUCGACGCCGCCAUGCUCGACAAUAUCUUUACCAUCUUCGACACCAACAAGGAUCAUGUGAUCGACAAGGAGGAGUUCCGCUACUGCUGGCAGACAUGGAUCAAGCAGGUUGUGCGGCCUGUGACGGCUCUGGUGGUGGUGGAUGUACAGAAUGACUUCAUAUCCGGGUCACUUGCCAUCAGCAGCUGUCCUGCGGGCCAACAUGGCGAGGAGGUAAUCCCACCCAUCAAUCGGCUGUUGGAAGAAAACCGGUUCGAUAUGGUUGUAUACUCGCUAGACUGGCACCCAGCGAACCACGUCUCCUUUAUUGACAACGUACACGAGCGUCUCAUACACGAGUCCUGCAAGAUCACGAGUGAUGAUGCCGAGGUGUACGACACGGUCAUCUUCGACGUGCACAGAGAUGGGACACCCAUGGAACAGAAGCUGUGGCCACGACACUGCGUACAGAACACCUGGGGUGCCGAACUCCACGAGGACUUGAAGAUUGCAGAAGAUGCUGUGUUAGUGUAUAAGGGAACAGACCCAGACACAGAUUCCUACAGUGCUUUCUGGGAUAACAACAAAAAAUCACACACAUCUUUAAAUGAGGAACUGCAAAAGAGGAAUGUCACAGAUUUAUUUAUCUGUGGUAUUGCUUAUGAUGUGUGUGUUGCAGCGACAACUAGACAUGCCAUUGAGGAGGGCUACCGGACUAUGCUUGUGGAUGACGCAGCCAGAGGGGUUUGUGACAAGGAUAUCCAAGCUACCAAAGAUCACACUAUAGCCAAUAAUGGCCUCAUUGUCCACUCUACACAGGUCAAGAGUCUGGCCACUGGUCGUGACAGACCUCCAGUGCUGGCAUAUAGACUAGCCCUUGAGCUCUCCAAGAAGAUGAAAAAAAAAUAAAUUUCAAGUGGAAAAAAAGUAUAUGCUGCAGAAAAGCCUAGAGAAAGAGACUUAAAAAGGUAAAUAUGAAAUAUCCAAAGAAGAUACAGAGGGACGAGAAUGAUUCAUAUUUCUGGAAGUAAACAAACUGUAGUAUCAAAGUGGAAGGAAUAACAAACGCCUAUGUACAAUGUAAUGACUCAAUGAUAAAUGAUUUUUUCUUUUAAAUUUAAUGCAAUUGUUAUACCUCCAUGUCAAAUGGGUAAAUUAGGUUAAACAUAUUAUAAAGCAAAUCCCAUGCAUCAUAAGCAAAGUGUCUAGCCAACUGCAACUUUUACCUUGCUUAUUUUUAUAAAAUAUCUUGCCACAACUUGCAAUUACUGUAUUGUUAAAUUGUUUAUUUUAUUUUAUUAACUAGCGUAUGUACCCAGCAAUGUGAUGCUACCCUGUUCUAUAUGAGGAAUUACAGAUUAUAGGUCAAGAGCUAUCUAUAAGUUUACCUAAUAUCCCUAUCUCACAGGAUGGUUUGUCAUAUGUGGGAUGUGAGCCUAGUAUACUAGCCUGCACUAGCAAACUUUGGGUAGAGUACAGUAUGAGAAUAACUUCUAAUAUCCGUGAGCAAGUGAGAGAAAAGUUACAAAGCUCCAGGUAUGGUAUCUCGUGCCAUUUUGUCUAAAGUUAUUGCUAAUUAGGCCUUCACUAAUACAGUAUAGUGUUGAGCGUGUCCUAGCUCUUGUUCACAGAGAUUACAAUUGAAAUCCACAGUGUUGUGAAAGUCAUUGCCUGCAGCCACCGGCCACAAGUAAUCAUGUCCCAGCCUAAAAAAAAAGAAAGAAAAACGUACCUACUCAGAAUACAGAAUGUGUAGGAUUUCUUAUACAGUAUAGCUAGUGAGAAGACACUGAACUCGGGUGAAAGUCAUGACAUUCAACCACGCUUGAGGACACCCUUGAAACAUUAUACUACUACAGUAUCGUGUGGACAAAGAUAUUAACAUGCUACUAAACUAUUUGCAAAUACUGUAUUCAUAUAGGUUGGGUUAUCUUAGGAUCAGAUGAUAGCUGAAUAUGCACUAAAUUUAACAAAUAAUGUAGAUGAAGCUUUACAAAUUAAGAUAGUCAUGUCAAGUGAAUAAUAUAUAUAUGCUAAUAAUGAGGCAGCCAUGUCAGCUAAAAAAUAACCUGAUGUGCUGAUACAGUUUCCAAAGCCAAUUAUUUUGGACAAGACUCGGUGGUACAGUAAGACAUGUAAACCCAGUGGUAUAAUUAUAUACUUAAUGGUACAAUAAGGCAUGUAAACUGCUAAAGUAUAAAAAGAAUAUGUAUUUCAUAGCCCAUACAUACUAUAAUUACAGUACAUAUAUUUAUAUUUAAUAUUAAAGUGUAAUCUGUUAUUCAGUUUUUAUAACUUUAGAAAAUUCAAUAUUAAAGAUUUCCUAACUCAAGCUGCAAAGAAAAUAUUUAUUAUGAAUCCACUAACCUCACAUAUGUACAACCCUAACCAGGUGCCAUUUUCCUUAGCUAAUGUUAAGUGUAGAGCAUUUGUGGUGUAAUAUAAGCAUAUUUAUCUAAUCAUAUAUCUCGCUGCGUCUAUCUAUCCUCUGUAUCUGUAUCUACUGCAGAUGUUAAACUUGCUAUUCAAAUAUUAUAGCAAAUUUUUUCAAAUAAACUCAAACUACAUCUGGAGUUAAGAGCAACAAACAAAUUGACCAUAAUAAAACAAUGGAGAAAGUUUCCUCUAUCCUUCAUGUAAAUAUAUAAUGUCAAACUUUAUUAACUAAUUUCAGUGAAUGAAUACCAACAUUAAAUCUUGCUCGAGAGUUAUUACACUUUUGUUGUUUUCUCAAAUAUCAAGGUUUGAGCAAGAGAACAAAUGACUAAUUUAUCUGACUGCUGCCAGUUCUAGUGACUGUGCCUUGAAUAAAGCCAAAAGUGUUACUGUAUACUGUAUUGAUAUCAAUGCUAAUAAUUUAAGAAUUUCAUCCUCCUACACAUCACUGUGUUGUGUAACAAACUUCACUGCCAUCCUUUGUAGAUGAACUGUUGUAAAUGAACUUCUUGGCAGGUCAAGAUGCUGUCAAGAUGCUGGGCACACUUCCUUACACACAAUGCCUCUGUUCACCUAGCAGUAAAUAGGUACCCAGGAGUUAUUCGGCUGUUGUGGAUCACGUCUUUGAAAAUGACGAGCUGUUUGCUAGGGGAAAAUGCCAUGUUACUGGCUUUGCAAGAAUCUACCACUUAAUCACUAAUAUAUGAACUGUUACAACCCAUUGCACAUUUUUUGCAUAAAUUCCUUUCUCCAAUAAUGGAAAACCAUUAUAAACAGUGACUAAUCCAGCAAGGAACUACAGCAUUUCAAUUGCAUUUUUUGCAAAGGCAACAUCUAUUAAUCAGUGGUCAUUGCAACAUGGUCUGCUACCCACCACAGUCGCAGAAACUGUUUUUCUCUGAAUUAUUUAAAUUUUUCAGAGUAGCACAUUGCUCUCUCUUUCCUUAUCAUGUUUCCUCAUCCUUCAACUCACCUUCUAUAUCCUUGUCUUCCUUCCUUCCUUUCAUACAGCCUAUAUACACACAUGUAUGAAUUAAAUGCUUCAUUUAUAUUUCAUAUAGAUUCAUACGGCAGAAUAAAACUUUAGCAUAAGGCAGUUACAAAUAUGUGAGUGUGUUAAUACUCAUGCUGUUGUAACACCCAUGGGGAGCUGCUGCAACACUCAUGGGUAAGUGCUAAAGGUAGCACUUACCCAUGAGUGAUAAUGAUGAAGGAGCAAACUAAGGCUCAGGUACAAGCUGUGUUAGCUUAUGUUCAUGGAAAUAAAAUUAAACAAGCUAAAGACUAAAGUAGAUGCUGAAAAUGUAGGGUAUUCUCACAAAUAAAAGGUGGAAUUUUAAGAAAUCAUUCAUGGAUUGCAGCUUGCAUUAUUCACUGGCAUACCAUUCAAGACUAGGUCCAUCAUAUAAUUUACAGGGGUUGCAGGAUCUUUUAAUAAGCAGCAUAUUGGUAUACAACAAUUUCAUACAUGCACUGUAAUACAUUAACAUCUACUCUAAGGAUUAAUGUCUAAAUAAUUUAGCCUACAUAUGUUUUGUACUGUGCAACAUUUACAGUACUGUAUAGUCAACUAUUAUACUUAAGUGCUUGAACAUAUUAAUUAGUAAUCAGUAAAUCAUUCAACUGCCAGCUUUGCCCUCUUAAGUCGUUGAAUGUAGCUAGUGGACUUAUACUUUCAUUAUUUGCCUCAGAUACCUCUAAUACCAGCUUAUGAAGUGCACCAUUCACCACAUAACCUAUAAAGUGAUAAUUGUUAAUAUAGUAAUGAGUGUUACAGCAAGGUGCCAUUCAUGGUUGCAAAGAAAUAUCAAGAUAAUCAAAGAAAAUGGUUACAUCUAACCUGUUGUGUUAUUGGCUGAGAUUCGACUGUUUAACAGAACAUUUAGUUAUUAUAUUAAUUUUAUUAAUGCUCAAUUCAGCAACAUGUAUUGUUGUCCAUAACCAGUGUAUCAGUUGUGAAAUGUACAACUGUAUUUAUCGUUCCUAUAAUUAAAAUCUUGUAUAUGUGCAGAAAAUUGAAUAAGGAUUUGAGUGAAUAUGAAAAGCACUUUUCUGAGGGUCUCACCUGGUUGCUCUCCAAGAUAAGCAUCAUCUAGUUCCUAUUGAACAGGACAGUGACAGUCUGGGGGCAGGUUUACAUUUUACAUUAGUGCCACAGGAAACCUUUCAGAUGUCCCUACAGGGUCAUGAUGGCACUAGGGUGGCACUGGACAACAUUUAAUUCAAUUCAAAGUGACCAACAGAAUAUACAAUCAAAAUCUCUAGCCCCAGAACUCUCUCCUUAGUUUCAUACAAGACAGAGAAGUUCUUUAACUACUGAACAUGAUACACAAAAUUACUUGCAAUGAUUAAGAAAGUUCACAUAAGACAAAAAGCCACAAGAUGAAGACAUGCAUAACACACACAAAAUUUCCCUGUACUGCAGUGUGGUACCUAAAGAGAACACCAGGAGGUAGAGAGGGGCACCCACACUUGUCCCUCGGAGGUGUGAUCACCAGGAGAUGUGAAUAAUAGGAAGUUGAACCAAUUCAACAUUACACACAACAGGCCAUGUGGGAAAUCCAUGUGAGGUACUGGGCCACAACCAUCUGGUAGGACCACCUGAGCUCUGAUGUCAGGAAAAGACAUUGCUGAGGAAUGCCAGGCAACUGGCAAAAAAAAAAUCCAGCAGGUUGUGGGCCUAAGAACUUACUAGCUAAUGACUUACAUACCCUUAAGAAAAGCCAGGGUAAGCAAACAACCAAGGCCAAGUAGACUGACAUUCUCUACAAAUCUGAAGAAGGGAGGAUUGGUAAGCCCCAUAUAUGCUGAAUACAUAAAUUCCCAGCACACCUAGAAGGAAAAAUCCUCACAAUAAAUUGCUAUACGCUGUACUUAAAAAUAAUGAUAAUUUUAUUUAUAAAAUACAGUAUACAUAAGAACAUGAUACAGUAGUUAAAUAGUAGGUACAGGGAUUGUAUAUUAAAAAUGCCACUAAUACACCAAGCAUUUUGAGUAUAACUUAAAUAAUUUAGUUUAUUAAUUUUAAGGUUAAUGAGAUAAGCACUUGAUACUAAAUGAAAAAUAAACUGAUGUAUGAAUUGUUCAAGAAAUUUAAUAACUUAUAAUUUUAUAAUAUAAAAAUUUAAUGAAACUUAAUGAUGAAAGGAAUAGACAAAAUUAUUAUAGAAUCUGUAGCUUUAACAACAGUGCUGAUAUAGUACAGGUUUUUAAUGUUGCAACAUAUUAGCCCAAACUGACUUAUAUAGAAUGUGGAAAUGUGAGUGAUGUUUAUUAUGUAAUGUUAAUUGUGUGUUUUCUUAGUUACUCUUUUAAAUUUGACUAAUUUAAGAGAGAAACAAAAAUGUAACUAAUUUACAUUAUAUAUUUGUUUAUGUAUCUACUACACCAAAUAGCAUCUCACAUAGUCUUCAUACUAAUCAAGCCAAGUGUGACACUGGCUCCCCACAUUUGCAAGUUGCUUAAUUUAGAGACUGUACUUCCAGUCAGUUUCAAACGCAUUGUUGAUGUAACAAUAUACUGUAUAUAAAAUUUGUAACUAGCUCAUCAAAACUGUAACAUGCUCAGCUAAAUAAAUGUUAUGGUUCAGUCCCUGGGCCCAUUAUAAGCAUCUGUAACACUUUCCACUACCUAUGGGAUGGGUAUGGGGUGCAUAAUAAAUUAACUAACUUAUUGUUAGCCUUAAAUACUAUAAAUGUACUGGUGUAGCAAUCCUCCAGAUUUGAAACCAAAAUUGUACUUACCAUCAAAGCUAUGGAAUCCGAGAUUAUUUUUUUUUAUUUAUAAUCUGUAAGUGCCUUGACUGUCACGAUCCUUUCCAAUAGAAUGUAAAAAGAUUACUCUAGUGAUAGGCUCUGUACCAGCAAUUUAUAGUGUUUAGUAGGAACACACAUGUCACACAUUUGACAUCUAUAUAAAAACACAAAAUAUUGCAGUACAGUACUGUAUAUGAAGGACUAAAGAGAAAAAAUCAUAGUUAUACUCAACAUAUAAGCAGGGUUUCUCUUUCAUUGUUUUAAUGUUCUGCAAAUAAAAUCAUUUGGGAGAAAAACUAUAUGGAAGUGAAUAGACACCAAGCUUGAUGGUAAAGCAAAGGUUGUUCAUUUAUGUUCACUGUAUCAUGUCAAAGAUUAGACUAAUCACUUUGUGAGGCCCAGUAUACCAGCCGCAGCGCACCACAAGGUAGGUCGCGUGUUGCCCGUGAGCUCACAACCACACUCCAAUGUUUAUACUCUUUACAGUUUUCUCACCUCAAUUUUUGUGCAAAGAUGUUCAUUUUGGUAUCAAAUUGUUGACAAUAGAAUGUUCUAAAGAGAUAUAUGCAUACAAGGUAAAAUAGAAGAACAUUACCAAUACCAUAUGAUAAAUUACGGUACAGUACAUCGUCAUGUAAAAAAAUUGGCUUUUCGUCAUUGUUUACAGUCAUUAUCAUUCCCGACAUUAUUUGUUACAUCAUUCGUUUUUGUGUUGCUGCGUGUUUAUAAAGGCAGUAACAAAAAAUACUCGAGGUAAAAUAACCGGAACGGAUACACGUUUUGACUUGAGGGGGAGGACGCAGCAGCCACGCGCAUGGUCACGAAAACAAUGAGCCUCCCAUGUGGGUGGCCACCCACACGGUGGUGUCAUGAUGUCACAUAGGGUAUACAGAGAAUGGAAAGACGUUGACGUGCAUUUUAAAACAAGUCCCAUAAUAAUCGGACAACAAAUGGAAUUUUUACAAUUAUUUUAAUGGUUGCCGGUGUUAACAUCAUGUCGCACACUACAUGUAUUGUUGUAAUGACUCCGAGAAUGUCAUCACGAAGUCAAAGUGUUAAUACAAUGUCUGUCCUAGUCACUACUAACUCCUGGUCUGUAUCAAACAAAAAGGAUUAAAAUAUUUCAUAACUCUGAGUGCCUCCAGUUAUCAGCUCAACAUAUCCAUAAUCUUUAACUGGUUACUAGAAACUUGUAAUAAUUUGUUAUCGGUUUCCAUAGACUCUCGCUGGACAGCUUUCCUUCAUACCAUGAAGUUACUGUAGGUAAAUUAUGCUAACUACAUUUUAUUGUGAUACUGUACGUAAAAAAUAUUUAUCCUUCACAUACAAUUAUGAAAUAAAAUUGUACUUAAUUUCAGUCAACAAAUCAUUGUUUACCCUUUGUUCAAAAUGAUCAUUGUUUACCCUGUGUUCAAAAUGAUCAUACUGUACUUAUUAUUGUUUUAAAGUGUAGCUUUAAUAUUCACAUAUUGAUCAAUUAUAAAUACAAAUGUUAAAUCUACCAAAAUAUGUGCUCAUAAUGUUUUGACUGUUACGCACUACAGAACAAGAUAAGCUGUGCCUUACAUGGUGAGGCAACACAUUGGAGAGAAACUGCUAUUACAGUAAGCUGCUUAUAAUGUGAUUCUCUCAGACAUCAAUGUGGAUAGUCUCCUGCUUCUAACCAAGUGCAUUCUAUGAAAUGCAACCAUAUAUUUGCAAGAAACUUGUAAAUGCUAUCAAAUUCAUCCUUACCAUCUAAUUAUACAUUGCAUAACUUUAUUAUUUCCCAGAAUUCAGUGUAUUUAUCCUACAUUAAGUACAGUUUUGUGCUGAUCAUAAACUUAUGCAGUACAGUAGUUCAAAUGCUACCCAAUAAACAAUUAUUUACUAAAUACAAUACAGUAUUUUAUUACUCAGAAUUAUUGUAUAUUAUAUAUAAUUACAUAUUAUACACAAUUAUUGUAUAUUAUACAUAAUUACUAUACUGUAUACAGUAUUUUAUAAAAUUGUGUAUUUCUUUAAAAUAAAUUCAUGUGAAAAUAAGUCACUGAAUUAGAAUUGAGACUGAGCAAAGUUGUACCUGAAUGUGAGCUUGAUGACACUGUGAUUAGAAGUAAGAAGUAUUAAAAUGUUCUUGGAUCGGAGCCUAUGUAUCAAAGUUGUGAUCGACUUGUAACGUUGCACAGUACUAUACUAUCCUGAAUGUUACAGAGAUCACCCCAUGUCUCGUGGAGGAAUCUGAAUUCUGCAUUCAUAUGACAAUUUCUUAAAUUUAUAUUUUAGCAUAAUGAUUAUAUGUUCAAUGGUUAUAAAUUAUGUCAUUUAAAACUGUCCAUUUUCUUGCCACAAAUGUGUUUCAAGGUACACCAUGGGCACUAAUAAUGGUAAUGGAAGGAAACUACUGGUCUCUGGUAGCUAAUACCAGGCUCACAGUACUGUGGCUGGUCCCUAGUAGCUAGGCUCACAGUAGUUUAGUUGACCACUGGUUGCUUGUACCAAAUUAAAAGUAAUGCAGUAUUGCCUUGGGUCACUAGUAUUAAGUUAGCAGAGGUCCAGUGGCAUGUUGCCUGGUCACAAAGUACCAAAACAAAAGUGAACUGGCAGUACCUCAGUCACUAUUGCCAAGGCAAAGGAGGUACAGUAACAAUUCUGAUCACAGACACAAAGUCAAUAAAAUGACAUGUUAAAAAUUGUCUAGUAGCACCUUUGAACAUUAGUACCAAGUCAAUGGUUGUAGAGUUGCUUCUCUGGUUACUGGUACUAUGUGGUCAAGUAGCACCUUAGAUAUUCAGUAGCAAGCCACACUAAUUCAACAGUACCCAUGGUGCAUGACUAGCAGUCUUAUAUUUGGUGGUUACUUCAUGUGUCACCAUCUUAACCUGUUUUGGUUUACUGUUAAAUCAAUAAGUAUUUUGUUACAGGGAUAUGUAAUAUGACUACAGUAUUGGUGAUGGGACCUUUAGAUAGUUAUUUUUAUAUACCAUUACGAAACAGCUUUAUUUAGUUAUGUUGUAUUAUAAUUGUACUGUAUAUGCUUGAAUAAUACAAUAUUCUUUAUUACACCAUUUCUUAUAUAUAUGGUAUUAUAUAACUACAUUCCUACUUCCAAUGUGAAGAAUUACUGAUACAGUAUAUCCAGUCCAAUGUUAUUUCUGUACUUACAUGUAUAAAGUAUAUAUCUUAUAAUAUUGUCUAUAAUAAGCAAAUGCAGGUUGUGUCUACUUGCCAAGAAAUAUACAUAAAAGUAUAAACAUGAGUUUAAAAUAUAUAUUUAAAACGUAAAAAUGAUGCAACCUGUCAAACCUAAAUCAUAAUAUUUGUAUUAAAGUAUUGUAAAACCAGUUAUUCACAGCCAAACAGUAAGCAGUUCCUUGGUGGACUUGCUCAUAUGAGGGUGUUGCUCACAAUGCAGGGAGCCUAUUUGUUACUCAGAUUGUUACAUAAAUGUCACUAUUGUUAUGACUUGUGUAAUGAAGAAUAUCAUCAGAGCCACAUUUCUUGUUCCUGCUGUGCUUGAGAAUAAAUGCUUUGGGAUCA